UUCGGAAAUGCUUUAAAAAGGGAGCCCAUGGCUUCUGACAUUCAGGUUUCAGAACUGCAACCUGACGGAGUAAUCUGACUAUCAUCCUGAGCACAAAUGCGGGAAUUAACGCUGUGUUCGGACGAUUUGUAACUUUGUCCAACUUCUGGUCAAGUUUUAUUAUUAUUAUUAUUAUUAUUAUUAUUAUUAUUAUUAUUAUUACUUUAAACCUAUAGAUAAAUCUCUAGAUGGUGAAGAUGGGAAAAGACUACUACAGCAUAUUAGGGAUUCAGAAAGGUGCGUCUGAUGACGAGAUCAAGAAAGCGUACCGCAAACAAGCUUUAAAAUAUCAUCCGGAUAAAAACAAGUCGCCCAACGCCGAAGAGAAGUUCAAGGAGAUCGCGGAAGCCUACGACGUCCUGAGUGAUCCAAAAAAGAAGGACAUUUAUGACAAGUUCGGUGAAGAAGGGUUGAAGAGCGGAUCUGGCGGUGGCGGUGGUGGCGGCCCCGGCUUCACGUACACCUUCCAGGGCGACCCGCAUGCCAUGUUUACUGAGUUCUUUGGUGGGCGGAACCCCUUUGAGCACAUCUUUAGUCACAGCAUGAGUGGCAAUGAUUACAUGGAUGUGGAUGAGCCAUUUGCAAGCUUUGGCAUGGGUGGUGGGCACCCCUUUGGUGGGAGGAUUAAGAAAAAGCAGGACCCCCCGGUGACCCACGAGCUCCGUGUCAGCCUGGAGGAGGUGUUCAGCGGUUGCACCAAGAAAAUGAAAAUCUCACGACAUAGGCUGAACCCAGACGGCCACAGCACACGCACAGAGGAAAAGAUUCUCACGGUGGAGGUGAAGAAGGGCUGGAAGGAGGGAACCAAGAUUACCUUCCCUAAAGAAGGUGACCAGAUGCCGAACAACAUCCCCGCCGACGUCAUAUUCAUCGUGAAGGACAAACCGCAUCCGGUGUUUAAGAGAGACGGAUCAGACAUCAUCUACCCAGCUAAGAUCUCACUCAAAGAGGCUCUCUGUGGUUGUACAGUAAAGGCCCCAACGUUGGACAAGCGCACUGUCUCCCUGUCACUGCAAGACGACAUCAUCCGCCCCGGGAUGAAGCGGCGCAUCACAGGCGAAGGCCUUCCUUUGCCCAAGAGUCCCGAACGCCGUGGCGAUUUAAUCAUUGAGUUUGAGGUGAAAUUUCCUGAGAGAUUGACUCGGGACGCCAAGGACACCAUUGCACAGGUCUUACCCUCGUAACAGUUGCACAUGAUGACGUUGCGUCCACCGACUGAAAGCUGUGACGCAUGAACCUAUGAACUGAGUUACGCUGAAUUGCAAGCCGGCGAGUCUUUCUGGAUGACCAGUCUUCUUUGCUGCCCUUUGAUCUUUUGCUCAACUGAAAAGACGUUUCAAUUUUUCAUAACUGAGAGCUUGUGUUUGAAAUUCGCUUUAAAUGUACAGUGAGUAAAACUCCAUGUACUACUGGAGGACAUUCCACGAAGUGAGCAAACCUGAUGAACCAGACUUACUCCAUCAAACCUGGCUAGGUUCUCUCGAUUUUGUCUCCAUGAAAGAAGCUCAGUUAUUAUGGCAACAUAUGCCGUUUUGGACAAGACUGCUCAGGCUAAUGCUGAAGCUUAGCUGAGUUUGAUGAAUUGUGACAGCUUCUUGAGUUAUUUGGUAUCUUAAAUGGACUGAUUGUUUGAAUAUGUAUUCUGUUGGCCGUCUUCUGCCAGGCAGUUUCUAUGCCUUUAUUACUACGCAGGGUAUUUCACUGUCUUCAUGUCUUGUAAAGUUUAAUAAACAAUCUCUGCUUUA
Ictalurus punctatus (channel catfish) is the source of this 1784-nucleotide messenger RNA. It is a transcript of the gene dnajb1b, whose product is annotated as DnaJ heat shock protein family (Hsp40) member B1b. Gene Ontology annotation, cellular component: cytosol. The coding region runs from base 228 to 1223 and encodes 331 amino acids. The record is from RefSeq and is a predicted model, not a curated record. NCBI's taxonomy places the organism in Eukaryota, Metazoa, Chordata, Actinopteri, Siluriformes, Ictaluridae. The transcript is spliced from 3 exons. Gene Ontology annotation, molecular function: transcription corepressor activity; Hsp70 protein binding.